AAACCUAUUAGAAGCUAGGAACUUCAGAUCCUUCAUUUGAAUACAGGACAUAUAAAUGGAGUUGUUAAGAGCGAUCGUCUUUUUGUUUUGAGAAACCUGUCAAUAUGCCUGACCCGUCCAAGUCAGCUCCAGCACCCAAAAAGGGUUCUAAGAAAGCCGUCACCAAGGCGCAGAAAAAGGACGGCAAGAAACGCAAGCGCAGCCGCAAAGAGAGCUACUCCAUCUACGUGUACAAGGUGUUGAAGCAAGUGCAUCCAGACACCGGCAUCUCAUCCAAAGCCAUGGGCAUCAUGAACUCGUUUGUCAACGACAUCUUCGAACGCAUCGCCAGCGAGGCCUCCCGCCUGGCGCACUACAACAAGCGUUCCACCAUCACGUCCCGCGAGGUGCAGACAGCUGUGCGCCUGCUGCUUCCCGGAGAGCUGGCCAAGCACGCCGUGUCGGAGGGCACCAAGGCCGUUACCAAGUACACCAGCUCCAAGUGAGGCGCGCCAAGUCGCCCGGAACCCAAAGGCUCUUUUCAGAGCCACCCACACAAUCGAGAAAGGGUUUCGAGCACGGUGACCGGUGGUUACGUAAACCCAUUUCUACAUUCUUAAGCUUUACCAGCUUCCCAGUUACUGGGAGGGGCCCCGCCAGAGUAGUGUGCGCGUGCGGGUGUGUGAGUGGAGGGAGAGAUCGUGUAACUUGCUCUUUACAGGAAGUUAAAUAGAACGCUGGCGAGGUGAUUGUGGACUCCGUGUGCAUACUUAAGACAUCCGCCAGGCGAAGUAGGAACCUUGAGCUCCAAACGUUCUUUGAUGGCUGGAGAGUACAUUCCCUGCUCGUGUGUGUGUGGAUGCCAGGCCCAGCUUGUCUGCACCUGAUGUAUGCCUGCGGUUGAGGGGCUUCGGUCGUUUUCCCCAGGACCUCACGCCAACCCCACAACCCCUGUGUCCUUGAUGGGUGAGCUCGGAGAAGCACUAGAGGGUGCGUUUAGUGAGGCCUUGGGUGCUGUCGCGCAGCCCCAGGGUGGCGCCUGGCGCUGCAUCACCGCCUGGACCAGACAUCUUUAUCCUCAAAACUGAACAUUUCCGGGAGGAUAUCUGCUUGCCUGGAUCCUGAUCCCGCAAAGGCAGGGUGUUUGAACCCGAAGGGGAAUUGGAGGUGCUUUGUGCUCAGGGCGGUUGUAAGAGGCGGGCCCUUUGGCAGCUUUAACCCUUAAGAGGUGGGAGAGUCGAUUCCCCUUUUUCUGACUCCCCUUUCCAGCCGUAUUAUAUUAUGUGGCGUGCUGGUGAUGGAGAAUUCCCUCUAUUCUGAAUUCCUGGUGUUUAUUUGGAGAGAACCGUCGUAGCUCUGGAGAAAGCGCUUUGACAUGAGUUCACUAGGGUAAGGAGAUGGUUUUUCUUGCUAAAAGAGGAUUGCUAAUUACUUCCUGGGGCGGUUUGAGAGGUGUAUUGCAAGAACCUGUUGUCUCAGGCAAGGAACAGACGCUCCAUGAAAGGUAAAGGUGUUUUGCAGUACUUCUCUCCAAAGGAAGCCGGGGGCAGUGCCGGGCUGGGCGAGGGAGCUGGGAAGGAAAUGUGAGCACGGAGCCUCCGCAGCCACAGCCGCGUCCUCUUCCCCCGCGGGUCCACUCCCGAGGGAAAUUUUAAAACUCAAAGCAUUUUUAAGUUGGCACCUACAAUAUUUUUACCGUUCUAAUAGUUGCAAGGAUGCAAAACCCCCCCCCACAAGUUUAGGUCACAUCACUCUUUUAAAGAUAUCUAUUAAAGUGGCAAGUCAAUACCAUAACCAAUUCACAAAACACGGUCAUUUCAUCUUAAUGUAAGGUGUAUUUUUAAAUUACCAACCACCUUGUAAAAACAAAGUAUGUAAAUUGAUUUCAAAAUACUUGUAGGUGACCAAAAUUAAGUGUUUAGAAAAUUACCUGGGCCCUACACAAUUGUUUUAAAAAUAAAGUUUUGAUAAAUAAAAUUUAUAUGUAUGAAAAAUGGAGUUAACAGAGUGCACUCCCUGGGCAUAUAUGGUGGUGGUAUGGUUACAGUGAAAGCAGUGCACAGAAACAUUUCUCUUUGUUUUUUUUUAUAGAUUAACUGGUCUGAAGCAAUAUUUAGAAAACUACAUGGAAGUGGAAAAUUUUCUCACAACUGUUUUACUCAAAUCUUUGCCUUUCUAGUUAUAAUCCAAAAAUUAAAUUGAUCUACAUUCAAAA
Manis pentadactyla (Chinese pangolin) is the source of this 2194-nucleotide messenger RNA. RefSeq names its product histone H2B type 3-B. Lineage: Eukaryota; Metazoa; Chordata; Mammalia; Pholidota; Manidae. The record is from RefSeq and is a predicted model, not a curated record. Gene Ontology annotation, molecular function: DNA binding; protein heterodimerization activity; structural constituent of chromatin. Gene Ontology annotation, cellular component: nucleosome. The coding region runs from base 105 to 485 and encodes 126 amino acids. The transcript has a single exon.